Molecule: messenger RNA, 1396 nt
Organism: Achroia grisella
Lineage: Eukaryota; Metazoa; Arthropoda; Insecta; Lepidoptera; Pyralidae
Exons: 2
Coding region: 204-1187 (327 amino acids)
Source: RefSeq, a predicted model, not a curated record
GGCAAGUAUCGCGGUCGUUUGGGAAAGUAAUUUUUUUCGACAACAGUCGACUAUGCAUUGGCGCGCUGGAGCCACGCGCCUGUUCACUCAAACCGGUCUCAAAUACGAUACUUUCCAAACGGGUUAAUAAUACCCAAUAAAAAAAAACUAUUAUUGUGUACAGUGCACUUACAGGAAUAUUGGAUUAUUGCAAGCCAAAGAAAAUGAAUAUAAUAUGCUGCCUGACCGUACUGGCCGUUUUAUUGACCUGCGUGAGCGGACAUGGGCGACUGAUUGAGCCGCCUUCGAGGGCAUCAGCGUGGCGUUACGGCUUCGACACACCACACAACUACAACGACCACGAACUGUACUGCGGUGGGUUCUCCAGACAGUGGAACAAAAAUGAAGGAAAAUGUGGAAUUUGUGGCGACGCUUGGGACGCACCUAAUCCACGCCCCCACGAAUUCGGAGGAAGGUUUUACAAAGGCGUCAUCGUUCGCAAAUACGCUCCAAAGGACACUGUCACCAUUAAAAUCGAACUGACGGCGAAUCACAACGGCUAUUUCGAGUUCAGAGUGUGCGAUGAAUACAAAGGAACGACCCAGGAAUGUUUAGAUAAGAACGUAUUAAAAAUAGACGGCAAAGAUGGCACCAAAUUUUAUCCUAAGGAUGGCAAUAAGGUGUAUGAAAUGAAAUACAAAUUACCUGAAGACAUGGAAUGUUCGCAUUGCGUUAUGCAAUGGCGUUACAUCGCUGGUAAUAACUGGGGUAGCUGUGAUAAUGGAACGGAAGCUGUAGGAUGCGGUCCCCAAGAGGAGUUUAGAGCGUGCGCAGAUAUUGCUAUAGGCGAGAAGUUCGCUACCACUACAAGGAGACCUAGACCUUCGUACGUACCUCCGAGUAGGAAACCACCAACAGUUCCUACACCAGAGCACACCUCUGGAAGCGCAUGGUACGGCAUCAUGGUUGCCAUUGCAGCGCUGUUCGUUGCAGUGGCAGUGCUCGCUGGCAUCUACUUGUACUACUACCGAGGUGGGAUGAGGAUAAAGAAUCUUCUGAAGUCAAAGGUCCCUCCGCCGGCACCAGUUCCACCACCAAGACACAAAAGAUCUUCGCUAUCAAGAUCUUAUCCGCCAGAAUUGAUACCUUCGAAAGUAACAUCUAUUACUGAUUCAGGAUUCGAAACUGUAGACCUUAGAUCUAAAUGAGAAACAUUACAGAAUGGCUAAAUGAGGCUUAGGUUAAGUUGACUGUAACGACCUACCACUGCCUUUAGUGAUAUUUUUACAAGUAGGUUAAAUUGUGUUUGAACGUAGACGAUGUGAUUGAGCCGUGUGUUAAGAGAAAUCAACGUUAUUACAUUGAUGUUUGCCUGUAUUUUAUUUAAUUAUAAUAUGAAGAUUUGUAAAUUAUAAUU